Yarrowia lipolytica CLIB122 is the source of this 534-nucleotide messenger RNA. RefSeq lists its product as uncharacterized. NCBI's taxonomy places the organism in Eukaryota, Fungi, Ascomycota, Dipodascomycetes, Dipodascales. The record is from RefSeq and is a predicted model, not a curated record.
AUGCUCUUCAAGACUCUUCUCAUUUCUGCCACUGCCGUUCUUGCUGCCCCCAUUGCUUGCGAGCAGCCCCAGGAGCACGUUGAAGCCAACUCCAACUCCAACCCCAAGUACUCUCUGAACGCCAUUCUCCCUGGCCAGGGCGCCUCUGGCAUGAAGGGACUCCAGAUCCGAGGGGACGACAUUGUAUACGGACUCACCCAAGGUUACUCUUACUUCAAGCUCGAGGCCGUUGGUGACAACCUCGUCAACGUCGAAUCUCCUGGCCAGGGUCCCAGAGAGCUCUAUGCUGCUGAUAACGGAGAGCUGGUGAUCAACGAGCAUCCUGCUCAGGUUGGAAAGGGCUACGACGGAGGAUGGAAGUUUGAGGGUGAUGGACCUGUCAAGUCUGUCACUUACUAUGGAGCCAACGAGUGGUACUCUUGUACCUCCAAGGAUGAUCCUCUGCACGGUGGCCAGGUGGUCUACAUCAAGAAGGGCGAUAACUACGCCUGCAAGGACCCCAUCCACUUCACCGUUGCCGCCACCAAGGAGUAG